GCGAAGCGAUACAAAUGCGACAAAUGUUCGCAAACCUACGGUCGCGACUGUCAGCUCAAACGGCACCAGAAGUCACGGCACGGCGUGCGGAAGCCGUACCGGUGCUCGCGUGACGGAUGUGACCGCCGGUACGCCAAACAGUCGCUACUGAAAGCGCACAAAUUGGCCAAACAUUGGUCGCCGGACCCGCAUUACCGGUGCCGAUACGGUCAGUGCGAGCGGCAGUUUGUGUCGGAGCGGCUGCUGAACGAUCACCGGCUCAGAGCCCACGCCGUGCACUACCCGUACCGGUGCUUACGGGAGCCGUGCGGCGGCGCAGACCCCUAUGGCUAUCCGACGGACGAUAUGCUAUUUCAGCACAAGUUGUCCGCACACUAUACCUGCGAUUACAAGCACUGCCAUCGGGCGUACGCCACACGUCAGGAGCUCAGCGAACACAGGCCAAUGUGCCCGUACGGGCCCAACUUCACGAGCUCCACCACCCGGUCGUACAGGUCUACGGAUAGGACUUAUCGGUGUACUGUUUGCCGGGAAGGGUACGACACUCGUAGGCAACUGGACGUCCAUACCUGUCAGCCCCGCAAACACCGGUCCGGACACUCCGUAACGGCCGACAGCAGCCCUGCGGACGACCCGCUGGUCAACACAUCCAAUAACGACUGCACGGCCGGUGUAUCGCCAGUGAAAGUCAUACCUCUGGAUGACAUACCGGUGCCCGAAGACAACGACAUACCUGUGCCCGAGAACACGACCGGCACUUUCCUUAACGACAUACCGGUGUUGAGCGCUGAAACACCAGCGGAUCCGUUGUCGUUACAGCCGGUACCCGACCUCUUAGGGGCGCCCAUACCUACUGAUAGUGUACUCACAACUGUUGUCAGCGCUGAUAAAUUUAACACUAAUAGUAUUGGCUAUAACCAUACAAUGAGUACUAUAGAAAUACAGGCGCUAAACAACAUACACACUAUCGACAUACCGGCCCUCCCGGUGCCCGCCCUCGCAGUCAGACCAUUGUUGGCUAAUUAUAUGAACGCCAGCGUUAGCCCAAUCGAUAUCACAUAUCAUAACUCCGGCACUACUGGUCCUACACCGGUCUUACCGUCGCCUCCUAUGAGUCAAGUGUUGUUUCCAUGCGAUGAAUGCGACCAAACAUUUGUGUUUCGGUCCAAUCUGGCCGACCAUAAGGCCUGCGCCCACCCGAGCCCUUAGUAAACGUUGGAC
This is a messenger RNA of Medioppia subpectinata, 1221 nucleotides long. The record is from the annotation of a GenBank genome assembly. NCBI's taxonomy places the organism in Eukaryota, Metazoa, Arthropoda, Arachnida, Sarcoptiformes, Oppiidae.